UUCUUCCCAUUGCACCGUUCCAGGGAUUUAGCAGCGGGGUUUUGCCUUCUCUGUCAACUACUGAUCUGAUUCAUCGAAUCCAUCAAAAGACUGAGCUACGAUCUUGAAAUUUUCCAUUGGCAGUUCAUUCGAAAAUCUCAAUGGCUUCUCCGAACGAUAUGCAAUCGGCUAUGGACAAGGAACAGAUAUUUGGUAUGGCAGAAAAGGAGAUGGAAUAUCGAGUUGAAUUGUUCAACAAGCUUACACAAUCAUGUUUUAACAAAUGUGUUGAUAAGAGGUACAAGGAAUCUGAGCUGAAUAUGGGUGAAAAUAGUUGUAUUGACCGCUGUGUUUCCAAGUAUUGGCAUGUAACUAAUUUAGUCGGCCAGCUACUCGGGUCGGGUAGACCUCCUAUGUGAGCUGAUUCUUGAUCUGAGUAAUUGUUUGGUGAGUUGGGAAUGAAGAACUAUGAAUUAUGCAUUUUUGGCCUGUUUAAUUCUCCCAUCUCAUGAAAUACUUUGUUUUUCUGUUCGAGAAGGCAUUGAUAAUGGCAUUAUUUCAUCUAUAAGUGUGAUGUGAUUAUGUUA
Molecule: messenger RNA, 566 nt
Organism: Cucurbita moschata (crookneck pumpkin)
Lineage: Eukaryota; Viridiplantae; Streptophyta; Magnoliopsida; Cucurbitales; Cucurbitaceae
Product: mitochondrial import inner membrane translocase subunit TIM10-like
Exons: 6
Coding region: 141-398 (85 amino acids)
Biological process (GO): protein insertion into mitochondrial inner membrane
Cellular component (GO): mitochondrial inner membrane
Source: RefSeq, a predicted model, not a curated record